Messenger RNA from Dictyostelium discoideum AX4, 651 nucleotides. RefSeq lists its product as hypothetical. Lineage: Eukaryota; Evosea; Eumycetozoa; Dictyosteliales; Dictyosteliaceae. The record is from RefSeq and is a predicted model, not a curated record. The transcript is spliced from 2 exons. The coding region runs from base 1 to 651 and encodes 216 amino acids.
AUGAAUUCUAUAUUUUUAGCAAAUUUACCUAUAGAUGGUCACUUUUUGAGUUACAAAUAUUAUGAAGAGUCAAUUUUUUAUUAUGAAAUUUGUUCAGUUCAAGGUAUUUAUAAAAAUUAUAAAUCUGGAGAACAAUUCAAAAAAAUAAAAAAUUCAAUUUCAGAUAAAUUUAUUUUAUUAAGAAUAUUUAGUGACGGAAUGAGUCAUCAAGGUAGAUCAGAUUAUACUAUAAUGGUGGAUUUUGAAAAUUAUAAUGGUCCAUUUUUUAAAAAUAACAAAAUUGUUUUAUUUAUUGUUCCAAAAGAAUGGUUUCACAAUAUACAUCAAACAAUUAAAAAAUUAUUUUCAGCGCAAUUUAAUAAUAAAUUAAUAAUUAAAGAUAAUAAUGGAAAUGAUUAUGAAAUUAUACCAUAUGGAUUAACAAUGGAUAUACCAGAAUUUAGAUCAUCUUGUAGGAUUAACCAUUAUAAUUGCAAUGAGUUCUCAUGUCAUACAUGUGAUAAACUAAGAGGUGUCGAUUAUUUAUUAAAAGAAGGAAAUUAUAGAAAUCAAAAAGACAUUAUUGACUUUCACAAUUCAAAACUAAAUAAACAAGAUUUUUUAAAUCCUCAAAAUAAAAUUUUAAACACAGCGAAGAAAAAACCACUUUAA